Molecule: messenger RNA, 1618 nt
Organism: Armigeres subalbatus
Lineage: Eukaryota; Metazoa; Arthropoda; Insecta; Diptera; Culicidae
Product: chymotrypsin-like
Exons: 4
Coding region: 232-1005 (257 amino acids)
Biological process (GO): proteolysis
Molecular function (GO): serine-type endopeptidase activity
Source: RefSeq, a predicted model, not a curated record
AUUGAUUACAAAUUGAUUACGCAUCUGGCCACGUCGCAGUUAUGAAUAUGUAUCAGGAUGACCACUUAUCUGUGCCGACUGGCUUAUGUCACGAUAGCGUUGACAGGUCCAGGGAAAUUUGACGAAUUCACGCAGUAAAUGGCUAUAAAUGUGAACUCGUUUGGAACGGUCUCCUCAGAAGUUAUCAUUCCUGCAGAGAAGUUCAAAUUUUGUUAGACUAUUCGUGUAACAAUGAAGCAAUUUACGUUGCUGGUGGUCACGGUGCUUAUUCUGGGAGCUCAGGCUACACCGGAUCGAUCUUCGCGUAUCAUCAACGGACAUGCCUCUCCUCUUCAACCUUACAACGUGUACCUUUUGUAUUUAAACGCAAAUAACGCAGGGUUCUACGGAGGUGGUUCGAUCAUUUCUACGCGCCAUGUUCUAACCGCAGCGCAGAACAUUUUCGGCUAUAUCCGAUGGGACAUCGGAAUGGGAAGCAACAUCUUCUCGCAGCUGUCCGCAGUUACCUCAACCGAUGCUACGGCUCAUCCGUCAUACAAUUCCGCUAACAAGGCUAACGACAUCGGUAUAGUAACGCUGCCUGUAGCUUUAGUGUUCUCAUCUACCAUACAACCGAUUGGACUUCCUCCGCUGACCAGCACAGCAAGUCCUCUACCUCUUGAAAAUGAACAAGGUUUCGUCGUAGGUUUUGGAUUUACCAACGCCGCCUCCACAUCCCAAUCGGCCACUCUGGUUCGCUCCUAUCCGCGGGUCACCGCCAACCUCCGGUGUCAGCAGUUCUACGCGAUUACGCUUCCGCUGCACUUCUGUGCCGAAAACAACAUUGAACUUUCGAACAUUUGCAAUGGCGAUCUGGGAGCUGGGUUCAUCACCGAUGUUCGUGGAACUCCGACCGUUACGGGGAUUGCUUCGUUGAUCAGUGCAAGCUGCGGAAACACAACCCCAUCGGGAUACACCCGUGUCGAGUCCUACCGGCAGUGGAUCUACAGUAUCACGUUGGUCUAGAGCAGUAGUGGUGCAGUUCGAGUAAGAGUGUGAUUGAAGUGCGAAUAAUUUUAUGUAAGAAAACAAGAUUUUGAAUAAUACUAAACAUGAUUGUUUCCGAAAUAACCUGCCGACAUGAUAAACGGAUGAACCAUCACAUGCAAAAGUGGGACAAAUUUAGACUAUUAUAAGCCUAGACUAGUUUUGUAUUGUAUGUGCUAUUUUGCACCACUUCGACUGUAUAACAAUAGCGCCAUAUUGUGGAAAAUAGAAGAAUUGUGUUAUGUCGAUAAUUACUAAAUCGAACGAGAUAAACGGUAGCGCUUGGUAUAAAGAUUGAAAAUCUUUUUCGAAGAGCCAUUGUAGAUACUCCGAAAAUGCAGAGGCCAUUGUGAGGAGAAGAUAAGAGAUACGAUAGAUAACUGAAAAUUACGGUCGAUUGGUUCAGAAAAUAGAUAGGGGAAAUGACGGCUUUAGCAGGUUUUGUUCUAUUAAUGUCAGGGGGUUUUUGUUGAACAAAUUUUAUGAAAUUUGGGCACAAUAUUCUUUGAUAUGCAAAGAAUGUUUAGGCCAAAUUUGAGCAUAAUUAAUUAUAGAAAACCCCCUGACAAUAAUAGAACAAAACCUGCCAAAG